UUGUGACGUCACUGAGACUGGGAAACUGAUAGUCUCGGGGCGUGGUCAGCGAGAUUCUGCGGGUUGGAGGAGGGCAAGUUGGCGGAUUGUUUCAGAAAUCGAGCAAAAGAUGGAUCAAGUUGGCAUUUUGGCGUUGUUUUUGAUCGUCUUGUGUCACUUUUGGGCCGCCGAAGGCGAAGGAAGGGGUCGCGGCUUCAUCGGACACGUAGACCCCCAGGCCUCUGACCGGGUAGUGGUGGACCGGGCCACCUCGGAGACUCUCCGGAGCCCCCUCACCACCGUCUUCCUGCCCGUCGUCUACAUCGUGGUCUUCGCGGUGGGCCUGCCCGCCAACGCCAUGGCCGUCUGGGUGUUCCUGUUCCGGACCAAGAAGAAGCACCCGUCGUCCAUCUACAUGGCCAACCUGGCCCUGGCCGACCUGCUCUUCGUCAUCUGGACGCCGCUGAAGAUCGCCUACCACCUGGCCGGCAACGACUGGACGUACGGCGAAGGACUGUGCAAGGUCCUGGUGGGCUUCUUCUACGGGAACAUGUACGGCUCCAUCUUAUUCAUCGCCUGCCUCAGCGUGCAGCGCUACUGGGUGGUGGCGCACCCGCUUUCCCAGCAGCGCAAGAACAAUAAAGUGGCGGUGGGCGUGUGCCUGGGCAUCUGGACCUUCAUCUGGCUCACCACCACGCCGCUGUACCUGUACGAGCACACGGCCCGGCUGCGGGAACCCGCCGUCACCACGUGCCACGACGUCAGCGUCAUCCGGAACCCGGACGAUCCCUUCGCGUCCGUCCGGCUGCCUUACUUCUAUUUCGUGCUGAUGGGCGCGGCGGUGUUCCUGGCGCCGUGCGCGGUCAUCGUGGUGGCGUACGUGCUGCUCCUGCGGGCGCUGGGCCGCGGCCCGGAGGACGGCGCGGCGUCGAAGAACCGGCGGAGGGCCGUGCUGCUGAUCGUCGUGGUGCUGCUCACGUUCCUGGUGUGCUUCAUCCCCAGCAACGUCAUGCUGGUGCUGCACUACUCGCUGCUCAAGGACGGCUCGCCGGACAACGGCUACGCCCUCUACGUCGCCACCUUGUGCUUGGCCAGCCUCAACAGCGUCCUGGACCCGUUCAUCUACUACUUCGUGUCCGACGACUUCCGCCAGCACGUCAAGAACACGCUGCUGUGCCGCAGCAGCCGGACGGUGGAACGCAUGCGGGUGUCCUUCAGCUCCAUGAAGUACUCCAGGAAGAGCAAGUCCUACGUGUCGGACUCCGGGAACACGCAGAGCAGCUCGUGUUAGCCGCCGGAGGGAACAGACAGACGGACGACGACUGGGCAGGUACCGCUAACCGAGAAAGGACUUUUAAAUACUUUGCAUGCUGCUUUAGCUUGUAGUCUGUCCAGCAAGACUGGGAAUUUUACCAAAGACUUUUUUCCAGAAGUGUUUUUAACCUCAUGUAGUGUUACAUUGUUUUGUAAAUAAAUCCCAGAAGCCACUAUUUGACCGUUCUCGCUAACGAUUCCUACGUAACGUUGCUCCGUGACUGCGUAGGUGCUAGAAGCGUGGCGUCGAGGCGGCUCGGCUGGAAUCCCCGGACUGCGGCUCCGUCCACGGUGGUCCCGGUCUUGGCUUGCCCAGAUAAGAAAGAGUUAAACACAGAAAACUGUCCUGCGCUGAACUAGCCUCCACCGACCUGCCGAGGACGGCGUUUUUCCGAUCAUCAGCUUCAAAACCCAGAGUCUUGCGUUCUCGCACGGGCGGUACACCGCGGCAUUUACCGCAAUUCUCGGCCGACAGAGCGCACCUGGUAAUAAGCCUCACCCGGUACAUUUGUAAAGGAAGUACCAUUUGGUACAUAGAUACGCCGCAGCUGUGUAAAAGCCGCAAGCGCCCACAUUGAAACACGAGAUAUUUAGCUAGUUUAACGCUAGCGCCGCUGCGCAAAUGCUAACGCUAGCGCCGCUGCUCAAAUGCUAACACUAGCGCUGCGCUAACAGGGCCGUUUAACAAAAAAACAAACAAAAAAAAAACGAUAAAAAUCACCAUGACACGGCAGUAACACGCUUGCGCAGCGCGAACGGGGCCGGACCGGUAAAAGUCACUUCCUCGGCACAUAUAUUCCACCAUUAACUGAACACCCACAGUUUUCAGCGCAGCCAAUUUCACCCGCACUUUUUCCCGGCGAAAGAUUUCAACGAGGGGUUGUGCCAAUCAAACUCAAAAACUAAAUAGUUUAACGUUCAUAUCUAGUAGAAGUCUAGAGAUGUCUCAAAUUAGCCAAAUGUUAGCCUACAUCGCGCUAAUUGAGGUUUUACGCUCAGUCGAAUCAAAUCUUUGCAGAAAUAAUUUUUUUACACACGGACAAAUGUUACUGCAGUCGCACACGCAACUCCGUGUGGAAAUAAGACGACGGGGAAAAUGGUUUCCGUCAGAAACGCAAAAAUAUGUUUUUUUUUAUUUGUAGACAAUUUUCACUUGUUUCAAACUCAUUUUUACUUGAAAUGGGUAAAACAAAAAUUGCAAAUGGAGUGGGGUGGGGGGACUUAAUUCCAUUGGUUAAUAAUUGACACCCCACCCCCGCCCCCACUCACAGGGUCGGGGGUGAAAGGUCAGACGAGCUCCUCGUAAGAGGUCGAUGAUUGUUGCCGAGCGAGUGUCGGGUUACCUUUUGUUGAUUCUUUUUGUGGGUCGCAUUCAAGACGCACAAUUAGACAAAAUUGUUGCCUUCAAAGAGCUUUCCGGAUCCUGAAGAUAUGAAGACAAUCCAGUAAUUGUGUGCGGCUUCCGUCUUUACUCGUCAUUUCAUAUUUUUUUUUAAUUUAUCACAUGUAUAUAUUCUUAAUUUUAAUUGCUUUUUUUUUUGUAACAUCAAUUUCU
This is a messenger RNA of Syngnathoides biaculeatus (alligator pipefish), 2848 nucleotides long. RefSeq names its product coagulation factor II (thrombin) receptor-like 1, tandem duplicate 2 (gene f2rl1.2). Gene Ontology annotation, cellular component: membrane. The record is from RefSeq and is a predicted model, not a curated record. NCBI's taxonomy places the organism in Eukaryota, Metazoa, Chordata, Actinopteri, Syngnathiformes, Syngnathidae. The transcript is spliced from 3 exons. Bases 110 to 1270 code for a protein of 386 amino acids. Gene Ontology annotation, biological process: thrombin-activated receptor signaling pathway; blood coagulation; phospholipase C-activating G protein-coupled receptor signaling pathway. Gene Ontology annotation, molecular function: thrombin-activated receptor activity.